Molecule: messenger RNA, 2088 nt
Organism: Symbiodinium sp. CCMP2592
Lineage: Eukaryota; Dinophyceae; Suessiales; Symbiodiniaceae
Source: the annotation of a GenBank genome assembly
AUGGCACUCUUUGACCAGUCGGAGCUGCCAGCUUUCCUGCAAUCCCAUGGGGUGCAUGAGGUUAUCUGCAACGGACUCGCCCUGAAGGGGCUCGAGACAGUCGAGGACCUCGCUUUCGCCUACCCGGACCUCGCAAGUUUUGAUACCUUUUUGCAGGGCCUAUCCGAGUCGGACCUUAGUGAUAUGGGGGUCUCGGAUGCGCUACAUUCAGUCCAGGCGGCUCGAGCCAGGAAAGCCUUGCGGUCAGCCCACAGGGCACAGGAAGGGCCCCUGCCUUCGCCUUCAAAGCCGGAUAGCCCAUCAAAGUCAGAGUCCUGGCCCUCCAAUUGGGUCUUGAAAGCCAAGGGUAAGGUACUCUGCAAGCGCUACCAGAGGAAUCUCUGCGCCCUGCCUAAUUGCAAGUUUGCCCACCUCUGCGCCGUGCGGGGAUGUGCCAAGGAGCAUUGUGCCAUAGACCACGAUAAGAAAGAAACAGCCCCGCCCACGCCGCCUUUUGCGCCCUCAGACAGGCCCACGCCACCGGAGGAGGGCCAGGCGCCUGGCGAUCAGCCUCAGCCGCCAAUGGGGAUCACGUGUCUCCGACACGCCCAGGACGCCGACGUCUGCGCCAUAGACCUCUCCUUGGAAGACCCUCAGCACAUGCCUGACCUACUUCUCCAAGCCAUCUGGGCACGGGUGGUUCUGGGGGUUCUCGCGGACUUGAGCUCCUUAGCGCCACACGUGGAAGAAGCAUGCGCAUUCUUGCAAGCUAUCCGGUCAUCAGGGGCAUCAGCCAUUUUGUUUCUGCCAGCGGACCACUUCCUUUUUCAAGCCUCACCCUUUUCAGAAGCCCUACACGAUGGAGGACUCUUCCUCUGCCCGGAGCCCGCCUCGGACAGAAUAAUCAUCUUUACAGCCCCCCUGCCCACUUGGCCGUGCGCGGAUAUAGGUCUGGCGGCCUUGGAAGCAGCUGGCAUGUUGAUUCGCGGCUCUUCCGCUCCCCCGGGAGAGCUAGUGCACAACAGAGCCCCCAUCUGCGAUGGGGCAGGCAACGCCAGCUCAGCAGACUGGAGUAAACCCAAGCCCAGCCCUACUGCCAUGCAGAACAUCAUGAAAGCCUGGCUCGAGUGGGCAUCCAAACGGGACUUGCCCAAGCAAAUCUUCGCCCACCUUUCGCUAAGCAAGCCAGAUCACCCGAUCUGCCUCGACGACCAGCUUGAGCUUAUCCGGCUAGCGUGCGACGUCAUGGAUUGGGACUACGAUUCCAGGACACAAGCAGCAGAAGGGCAACCAUUUCGCCUCAAUCUUAUGCAAGCCUUCGCAGAUCUCUUCGACGACCCCGACAAGAACCUUCCAGCUCUGCUCCGAGUUGGGGUCCACACAGGGGUUUUCGAAGCAAUAGAGCCUUCGGGACUCUGGCCCCUAGCCAAGAUCCAGCCACUAGCUUCAUCGGGAUUGGAAGUUUGCGAAGGGAACUGGAAGCCAGCAGAAGCCGACCCUGAUACAGUCCGCAGCCUUCUGGCAGAAGAAGAAGCAGCCGGAUGGAUACAACCGGUCCUCCGAGCCCACGUGGUGCCGUUGUACAGCGUCUUGAACAGCCCGCCGGGCAGCAAUUGCUCCAUAUCGCCUCGCAUGUGGCCAGCCUUCCUUUACAGCCUUGACUCCAGAGCCGUGAUCUGCAGGUUGAUACCCGGUGUCAACCUGCCCCUCAAGGCCCGCAUUAUUGAAGUCGGCAGCCGACCUGUUCAUUGCAAAGCUGAUCUGCCGCCGCAGCCAAAAUCCUCCGGACCGACUUGGGUACGCAUUUCGGACCCUACCUGCCCUGAGAUCAAGCUCACCAACACAGCCCACGACAGCCUCCGAUGGCUCCUUCCCAGAAUUGAAGCCAUCCCCACAACAAGCCUGUCCCUCCCUCCGCUUGUCUCAUGCCUGGCCAGAGCCGACGCCAUGGCGGAGGGGGACAGAAUCGGGAUAGGAGGCUGGAUAACUACGAAGCAAAGCAUGGCUUGGUUUGCUGAAGCCUGGACAAUGGCAGAGGUCCGCCUUAUCUGGCCUUUCCUGACCAAGGAUGCACAGAAGUACAUCGCGUGCUUCGAACCUGAAAUCUAG